This is a messenger RNA of Stegastes partitus (bicolor damselfish), 941 nucleotides long. RefSeq names its product RNA binding motif protein 8A (gene rbm8a). Gene Ontology annotation, cellular component: cytoplasm; nucleus. Gene Ontology annotation, molecular function: mRNA binding. The record is from RefSeq and is a predicted model, not a curated record. The transcript is spliced from 6 exons. The coding region runs from base 18 to 545 and encodes 175 amino acids. Gene Ontology annotation, biological process: RNA processing. Lineage: Eukaryota; Metazoa; Chordata; Actinopteri; Pomacentridae.
CAUCAAACACAGACAUCAUGGCGGACGUGUUGGACCUUCAUGAAGCGGGAGGCGAGGACUUUCCUAUGGAUGAGGAUGGCGAUGAGAGCAUCCACAAGCUGAAGGAGAAGGCCAAGAAGAGGAAAGGACGAGGCUUUGGCUCAGAGGAAGGAGCCAGGUCCAGAACCAAGGAGGACUACGAUACAGUGGAACAAGACGGGGAUGAGCCAGGACCUCAGAGAUCUGUGGAGGGAUGGAUCCUGUUUGUGACAGGAGUACACGAGGAGGCCACAGAGGAAGACAUCCACGACAAGUUCUCAGAGUUUGGAGAAAUCAAGAACCUGCAUCUCAACCUGGAUCGUAGAACGGGCUACCUCAAGGGCUACGCACUGGUGGAGUAUGAGACGUACAAAGAGGCCCAGGCAGCCAUGGAAGGGCUCAACGGUCAGGACCUGAUGGGCCAGCCCAUUAGCGUGGACUGGGGGUUUGUCAGAGGGCCCCCCAAGAACAAGAGAAGGGCUGGCGGGCGGAGACGCAGCAGAAGUCCAGACAGGAGGCGGCGCUGAGUGGAGGAGGUGUCUGUCACUUUGACUGGCAGUUCACCAUCUUCUCAUCUUCUCUGAAGAAGCUUAUUUCUGAAUUUUUGUACCAUAUUUUUGAGUAACAGUUGUACGGCACCUGCAUGUAAGAUCGCAAAUAGUAAGAUAAGGAAUAACUAAAGCAAAUGUGGCUCAACAGCAGCCUGUGCAGUUAUUUCCAUCUUGCCUGUGCUGCUUUGCAGAGCAGGAGGAAGACGUUUGAUGUGUUAGUGAAGCUGUGUUUAGUUCCAGCUGUUUGUAGUACAUGUUUGUGCUUCUCACAAUUCCUUCAAAAUGUUGUUUUCUCAACGUUACGUGCAUUUUAUUCUGCUCGAGUAUUUUGUUUUAUAUGACUUGGGGAAAAUUAAACUUUUAAAAGGUGAA